CGACUGCCACCACUCGGAGCCCUGAUACCCAGACUCCAAGCCAGAUGACUUUCGGCGAGGUCAGGGAUUCGGUCCGGGAGCUCACCCAGGCAGAUGGGACCGACACGGGAAGGGGCACACCACAACUCUCACCGGCAAGAACCCUCACCCCCAGCCCGCCCAACAGCCGCCCGACAUCGAGUUCGAGAGGACGAAAGACAGUCUCAUACCGCUCCAUCGGACCGGACGAGCAGUCUCAUCGACCGUCCUCGGCGCCUGUGCACAAUCGCCACAGCUUGAUUCCAAGCCGCACCUCGAUUGUGCCCGAGCCCCGAUCGUCGUUCACCAAGCAAGAGCUGCGUGAGAUGGGCAUCGAGUCCCUGCCACCGCCCUGCCCAGACAUCUCCAGAGCAAAGGAGCUCAAGACUCGCCCAAACACCUGCAUCCCGAGCCACCAUUCUCGCGCCGUGAAGGAAGUUUCGCCCAGGAAGAUCAUUCCGGUCAGGAACAUGGACUCGCUGGAGGUCUCGUCAGGGCAGUACUACGAUCCCAUAAGCGUAUUCCUGCGGCCUGGUGCAGCACCGUAUGAUCGAGGGGACCACUUGCGUCCAUCACCCGCUCGCCAACGACCUACAACUACGCCCACGCAGCGACAGCCUCGCUUCAAGAUCCUGAGCAAGCAGGAGGUGCGGCUCUGGGCGCUCAAGUCCUCGGUGUGGGCUAAUCCGACCCACGGCUCGUACUGAGCCUGUGGAAUGAUCUGCUCGGCAUAUGAUGGACAUGGCUCUGGCUUCCUGGUGCCGCACCACGGGCUGAAAUGUAUUGGUGUACUCUCCCUCGUGAGCAUAUUCCCAUGAACAUCUUCCCAUGAGCACGUUCCC
Molecule: messenger RNA, 860 nt
Organism: Polychytrium aggregatum
Lineage: Eukaryota; Fungi; Chytridiomycota; Chytridiomycetes; Polychytriales
Exons: 1
Coding region: 45-725 (226 amino acids)
Source: RefSeq, a predicted model, not a curated record